AUGUUUACAAAGCGAUGUCUUGGAGUCUACAAGUGUUCGGUAGAUAGCUGCGAGUAUCUAGCAAGGCCCAAGCUGCCUGCAAGCAAGAGUGUAGACGCACUCCCCCUGGCUCCAGAGGAUCCAUGUAAGAUACAUAAGCAGCAAUUGAUCCACGUUCCAUGCCAGGCAAGAAUAAUGAUCGAGCGCAUUGGCAACCUUGAAAAAGCUCGCCAUACUGGUUUCCACUACCAUCAGCACCCACCAUCUAUUAAGCCGACCGCAGAGGCUAUGGCAUCAUUCGUGGAUAUGGUGAAGGUGGCAUCAGAGGCGGGGCCCAAGAUGUUGUUAGUUGGUACGAAUACUCGACCGUCUGUCUUGGAGCUCCAUGAUUCGUUCAAUAACCUCGGUCGUACUGCACACCACAGAAGGAAAAUCUUAAAUGGAAUUAAGAAACCUUGGAAUAUCACUUCUUUGGCUGCAUUCGACCGCGAGACGGUGCCUGUUGUGAUGUCAAUGCUGUUUGGAAAAACACAAAAGCACUAUAAGCACCAUUUUCUGGCAAUGUUUAAAUACUUACCUUUCAAAACAUUUGCUGAAUUUACUGAGGGCUUUUCUGGAAUGGUCUGUGACUUCAGUAAGGCGGAACGUGUGGGGUUUGAGCUUGCUGUCCGCGAAUAUUUUAGGCUCGAUGAUAAUCAUGAAGUACAGCUGGAGAACCACUACAGAUUCUGUGAAGUCCAUUUCCGUCGGUCCUUAAUGAGAGUGCAGAGAAAUUCUGCCGUAAUUCCACCUUCAGAAGAACUGGUUUUCAAUCGCAAAUGCCUAGAUCUCCUCGACAAGCACGCUGAAGAAAAGUUCCAUGGGCUUAUUCAAGAUUUGUUCUCAAAGGAUACAAAUGCCCAAGAGAGUCUGGGAGGGGACUUUAAGCGCCAUGCACCAACUAAUAAAAAGGGUAUGAAUGUCGGAGACACAGCAGCUCACAGCAACGAUGGUCGCGCGCCAGAUUGUAACAAGACACUGUUCCCUGAAAUAUUUAAGCGGCAACGUCGAGCAGGCCGCCCUAAAGGAAGUAAGAACAAAGUUCCCAAGUUAGUGAUUGACGAAGAAUGGGAAGGCCUCGCAAUACCUUGGCAGAUCCAAUAUGGGGACUUCGACGCAACCAAUACAUGCCCUUUAGACGCUCCUCUUAUGCUUUGGGUGCUUUUACGUAGGUUUUCCGGUAUGUGCUAUUCAACAGCCACCUUAAAGGCCUCUGAAGGAGCCGUACUGGAAGAAGUCGUAAAAUUGGUAUUAGUAAAAGAGCACAACAAGGCAAGACGGAUAUGGUGCAAAGAGAUCUUAGGUUUGACGGAAGGGGAGCAUGACUUAUGGGGGUCUGUUGAGAAUACCUUUACUGAUCAUUUGCAAGGCUUGGCUACAUUGAAAAUCACUUACGACUCGACGUGUUCUGAAGAGGGAUGCCCCAAUCGAAGUUCAAAAGAGACACAAAGCUCUGCUUAUUUUUUCAUGAAGGGAGAUGCACGGCACAUUAAUCAAGAAAGCUUUGACAUGUCGACUAAGAAAGAACACGCUCCCUGUUCUUUGCCAAUGCAGACCCAGGGACCCCGCAAGCGAAUGCUUUCAUUUAAUGUCGACAGUGGGACGUUGGAAUCCCUGGAUGUGUGCAGUGGCAUACGAGCAUAUUCCCGAAUGGAGUCAGACCGGGGGCAUUAUACGAGCAUGGCUAUGAUCAAGGGACGCUGGGUUUACUAUGAUGGUAUGAAACAGCGUAAGUUACAAUGGGUCGGUGACCAAAUGAUUGUUCCUGAUGGUUUUCAACCAACUCAGGUAUGGUACCUGAGGUCCCACGACCAAUUAGCCGGUAACGAGACGGAUAUCUCUAGUAGUGCCAGCACUACUAGUUCCAACGAAGGCUUAGGCGAGUACCAAGGGAGCUCCAAGGGGGAUUCAAAUGAGAAUCAAGGAAGCCUCAAGGAGGGUUCAAGUGCAAGUCAAGGAAGCUCUGAGGACGAUUCAAUUGAGAGCCACGGAAGCUCUAAAGAAGAUCCAAAGGUGGAUUGUAUUAAGCAGCCACAGAAAGCACAGCAAAACUAUCCAUUCAGUGUUCUCACCGACGUCGUUACCAAUAAGGGAAGGUUGCCAACACGUGAGGGCUGUAAUAGUCAGCUGGAGAGGCAAGCUAAAAGAAUUGUAGUCAAGGUCCCAAGUAACAUCAAGAAAGGGUGGUUUAUUACAAGGUCCUACCACUUUCUUCGGACUUGCCUCACUAAGCUGCCUCAAGAGCAGUACGAUGUGGCCAUGCGGCAACUGGGAGUGCGGGUAACACGAUCACAGCAUCUGCAAAGAGUGGAACUAUUGGAGAAUAAUAGUAUUGCAUAG
This is a messenger RNA of Lobosporangium transversale, 2358 nucleotides long. RefSeq lists its product as hypothetical. Bases 1 to 2358 code for a protein of 785 amino acids. The transcript has 5 exons. NCBI's taxonomy places the organism in Eukaryota, Fungi, Mortierellomycota, Mortierellomycetes, Mortierellales, Mortierellaceae. The record is from RefSeq and is a predicted model, not a curated record.